CCUUAAAUUAGUCCUUUUGAGAACUUGGAAAGACAUAACCAUAGGAAGAGGAUGGAGUUGUUGCUUGGUUUACUUGUGUUGUUAUUGGGCACUAGCACCAUUGCAAAUGCUGCAAUUUCUGAACUUUCUUGGAGGGAAAUUAGCAACAUCAAUAGCCAAGGGCCAUAUUUUGGUAUAGUGGUGCCAAAUGCUUUUGAGCUUGAUCCUCUUCUUCGUUCACCUAGAUUUGUUGCUGAUCACAAGUUUCCUCACUUUGAUUUUGCUGGAAAACAUUUUCGCAUUGGUGUAUUGGAAAAGAAGAGGGUUAUAGUUGUUAUGUGCGGAUUGGGAAUGCUAAAUGCAGGUAUUUCGACCCAAUUGUUGCUUACAUUGUUUGAUGUGAAAGGAGUUCUCCAUUACGGAAUUGCUGGAAAUGGAAAUCCUAAACUCCAGAUUGGAGACGUAACUAUUCCUCAAUAUUGGGCCCACACUGGACUUUGGCAUUGGCAGAGGUUAGGAGAAAUAGAUGGAGAUUUCAGCAGAAAAUUCGGCAACCUUGAGUUUGCUGAUUACAGUAACUGCUCAAAAGAUUUCGAGUCAAAAAAUACAAAUCUUUUGAACAAAGUAUGGUAUCAAGCAGAGGAAAUUUACCCCGUUAAUGGAAAUCCUGAAGUUAGCCAUGACAUUUUCUGGGUUCCAGUCGACAAGACUUACUUUAAAAUUGCAAGAAACCUCAAGAAUGUUAAAUUGGAUAAUUGUGUGAACACAACCUGUUUGCCAAGGAAGCCUAUAGUGACAAGAGUAGAGAAAGGGGUUACUGCAAAUGUGUUUGUUGACAACAAAGCUUAUAGAGAAUUUUUGCACUCCAAAUUCGAUGCAACUCCGAUUGAAAUGGAAACUGCUGCUGUUGCUUUAGUGUGUUUUCAACAGAACAAACCCUUCAUUGCCAUUAGAUCACUGUCUGAUUUAGCUGGUGGGGGUUCUGCACUGUCCAACGAAGUAGAUGUCUUUUCCUCGUUGGCAUCCCAAAAUGCAUUUGAUGUUCUUGCCAAAUUCAUCUCCAUGUUAAAUUAUUAAUAGCUCUAAUGUCUUUCUUAGAGUGAAAGCAUAGAGUAACAUUAUUGAGAGAAUAGGGGAAAUAACGUGUUACCAAUUCAUUGGUUUCACGUACUCCAUUGUGUACUAGAAAAUAAAUGCAUGACCAAAAUUGAAAAUUAUUUUUUAUCAGCAAAAAAAAAAGGAAUAUGUUAAAAUGUAUAAGGGAUACCAAAAUGAUGUAUUAAUUUGUGAUUGAUGGAAUGAUGGUGAUAAAUAAAAUUUAAUAUGUUAACUUGUUA
Messenger RNA from Cajanus cajan (pigeon pea), 1316 nucleotides. Its product is annotated as bark storage protein A. Gene Ontology annotation, molecular function: catalytic activity. Gene Ontology annotation, biological process: nucleoside metabolic process. Lineage: Eukaryota; Viridiplantae; Streptophyta; Magnoliopsida; Fabales; Fabaceae. The record is from RefSeq and is a predicted model, not a curated record.